GAGGCAUCGCCGCGGCGCUCGGACCCCCUCCCGCGGCGACGUUGAGAUGCAAGCAGGCCGUCGUCAUCGCGGACGGUGUUGCGCGCUGGCUGGCCAAGGCCGGCACGCCAGCGGGGGCCGCCAGGGACGACAGCGCUCAAGGCUACGUGCAGCGCGACUUCGGCGACCGCAUCGGCCUCAGCCUCACGAGCCAUGUCUUCACGACGCAGGCCGACGGCUCGUGGCACUGCCAGGCGCGCCUCAAGACGGCGCGCACCGAGAAGUCCAAGCAGGUGCUCUUCAGGGGCCCGUGCAAGCCCAAGGCGGUGACCUCAGGGGCCAGGCGGGCCCCCGCCUCCAGCGCUGCUGCGGGUGCCGCGUUGGCGGCCGCCGCCAUCGCGGCCGCUGCUGGAGGGCGCGGUGGAGGUGGCAGCGCCGAGGGCGGCGGCGGCGACCCCGGCAGCACCGCCGCCGCGAGCGGCCCCGCCCGCCGAGUGCCUCGCAGGCCUCGCGGGCCCCCCGCGGGCUCCAGCGUGAGGCCCGCCGCUGUGGAGCGCCAGCCCUCGAGUGCCGCCGACCUCCUCAUGGCUGCAUCGAGGGGGCGCAGGGCGGACCUUUCUCGCGCUGGCGCCGUCGGAGGCAGCGGCGACAGGUCGCGGUCCCCUCGUGAGCAUGCAGUGCGCGGCGUCGCCAGUGCGCCGUUGGGUCCCGCCGAGGUGUCUGCCGAAAGGGCGGCUCCCUCGGCACCCGCUGAGCCGCCCGCUCUGUCCGCUGCGCAUGACGAGCUCGGGCAUGUGCUGCAGCGGUGCCACGGCUACGUCGUCUGCAACAGGUGCAACGCGUACGCACGUGAGCGCCUUGGCUCCUUCAAGGUGCUCUCGGGCAUGUGCGUCCCAGGUGGCUGGCCUCUCGAGCUCGGUGGCCUCAGCGUAG
Molecule: messenger RNA, 912 nt
Organism: Prorocentrum cordatum
Lineage: Eukaryota; Dinophyceae; Prorocentrales; Prorocentraceae
Source: the annotation of a GenBank genome assembly